AUGGAAGCUACUGCCGAUGGAUCUUUUGACACCAACAAUGUUGCAACAGCUCAAGCGGAAACAUUGCGGCAAAAAGGCAAUGAAGCGUUCAAUCGUCGGCAUUUUCUUGAAGCAAAAAACCUUUAUUCUCAAGCUAUUGCAUGCCACAACACAAAUCAUUUACUAUAUGGGAAUCGAUCCGCCGCUCUGUAUCAACUCAAGGAUUUCCAUGCAGCUCUUCAAGAUGCCGAGAAGGCAAUUGAAAUAUCACCUGAUUGGUCAAAAGGAUAUUUACGAAAGGGUGUUGCAUGCGAAUCGUUGCAACUUUGGGAUGAAGCGAUUGAUGCUUUUGAAACAAUUUUGCGGCUGAAUAAUGAGGAAAUCGUAGUUUCGAAAGCAAAAAUUGCGAUAACAAGAGUAAAUUUUCGUAGAAAAAAGAGUGUUGUAACAAAAGGGUUUUUAUCCGGCAAAAAUGCGUCGGACAUUUAUACGGAAAAAGAAAAUGUGAGUCAAUAUACAACGCAGCAAUCGUGGCAAUUGAUGCUGAAGAAGUUGCUUGAUGGGUGCAAUAAACGAGGAAUGAAUAGUCAAGGAGAAAGUGUUGUGUUAGAUGAUGGCAUAUUUGCCAAGUUGUUGCAAGAAAAUGAGUUCCAGCAGUUAAUUUAUCCAGGAAUUCCAACGGAACAAUUGAUUCAUGCACCAAAAAAAUUUGCAGACUUUAUUAGAAGAUCCAUGGUAUGA
Molecule: messenger RNA, 720 nt
Organism: Peronospora belbahrii
Lineage: Eukaryota; Oomycota; Peronosporomycetes; Peronosporales; Peronosporaceae
Source: the annotation of a GenBank genome assembly